This is a messenger RNA of Sinocyclocheilus rhinocerous, 702 nucleotides long. RefSeq names its product CD209 antigen-like. The transcript has 5 exons. The coding region runs from base 1 to 702 and encodes 233 amino acids. Lineage: Eukaryota; Metazoa; Chordata; Actinopteri; Cypriniformes; Cyprinidae. The record is from RefSeq and is a predicted model, not a curated record.
AUGGAAUUAGAAGACAUUUAUGAAAAUAUUGAAAAUGAAGAUAUGAAGGACACGUGUGCACCUCAAAUACAGAGUCGCUGCGAGGAUGAAGGAAAAGCUCGAAAGCAAAGAGGAAGUAGAUGUUUGGUGUGGAUCACAGUGGGUCUCGGGCUCAUUUGUGUUCUUCUGCUGGUCUUCAUCAUACUGCAGCACAUCACCAUCACAGCAGAGAGAGACCUGAUAAAGAGUUACAAGAACACAGUUGAAGAGUUCAAUCAAACCAUCAACAGCUUACAGGACAGUUACACUGAUCUGAUGACUGAAAGACACCAACUGCAGAUCAACUUCAGCUCUUUGAGUCAGAAGAACCUGGAGUUAGAGACUGAACUAAGAAAUGUAUCUGGACGAGGAAAUGGCAUGCUUUUCAUGUCCACUGAGUUGAAGAACUGGUCUGACAGCAGACAGUACUGCAGGGAUCGUGGUGCUGAUCUGGUCAUUAUCAACACUGAAGAGAAGCAGAGGUUCAUAUCUUCAUUAGUCAGUGAGAGAGUGUGGAUUGGUUUGUCUGACACAGAGAACGAGGGCAACAUGAAAUGGGUAGAUAAUUCAACACUGAAACAAGGGUGUGGCCUGAGUGAGCUGCUGUUUCAUAAACCCGUUUUAUACUGCUCUUUCAUCGUCCUGUUCAGUCUGUUUCAGGCGACUGUGGAUGUCGCUGUUUGA